Molecule: messenger RNA, 1226 nt
Organism: Yamadazyma tenuis ATCC 10573
Lineage: Eukaryota; Fungi; Ascomycota; Pichiomycetes; Serinales; Debaryomycetaceae
Gene: RPL3
Product: 60S ribosomal protein uL3
Biological process (GO): translation
Cellular component (GO): cytosolic large ribosomal subunit; ribosome
Molecular function (GO): structural constituent of ribosome; RNA binding
Source: RefSeq, a predicted model, not a curated record
ACCUAUCUAACACAUUAAACAUGUCCCACAGAAAAUUCGAAGCCCCAAGACACGGAUCCUUAGGAUUCCUCCCAAGAAAGAGAGCCGCCAGACACCAAGGUAAGAUUAAGUCCUUCCCAAAGGACAACAAGUCUAAGCCUGUGUCUUUGACCGCCUUUUUGGGUUACAAGGCCGGUAUGACCACCGUUGUCAGAGACUUGGACAGACCAGGUUCCAAGAUGCACAAGAGAGAAGUUGUCGAAGCCGCUACCGUCGUCGACACUCCUCCUUUGGUCAUUGUUGGUGUUGUUGGAUACGUCGAAACCCCAAGAGGUUUGAGAUCCUUGACCACCGUCUGGGCUGAACACUUGUCUGAAGAAAUUAGAAGAAGAUUCUACAAGAACUGGUACAAGUCCAAGAAGAAGGCUUUCACCAAGUACUCUGGUAAAUACGCCAAGGACCCUGCCUCCAUUGAAAGAGAAUUGGCCAGAAUCAACAAGUACGCCUCUGUUGUCAGAGUUUUGGCUCACACCCAAAUCAAGAAGACUCCAUUGUCCCAAAAGAAGGCUCACUUGGCCGAAAUCCAAAUCAACGGUGGUUCCGUUGCUGACAAGGUUGCUUGGGCUCAAGAACACUUUGAAAAGACCGUUUCCGUUGACUCUGUCUUUGAAGACGGUGAAAUGAUCGAUGCCAUUGCUGUUACCAAGGGUCACGGUUUCGAAGGUGUCACCCACAGAUGGGGAACCAAGAAGUUGCCUAGAAAGACCCACAGAGGUUUGAGAAAGGUUGCUUGUAUUGGUGCCUGGCAUCCAGCUAACGUUAACUGGACUGUUGCCAGAGCCGGUCAAAACGGUUACCACCACAGAACCUCUAUCAACCACAAGGUUUACAGAGUCGGUAAGGCUGGUGAUGAAUCCAGUGGUGCCACUUCUUAUGACAGAACCGUCAAGAACAUCAACCCAAUGGGUGGAUUUGUUAGAUACGGUUUGGUCAACAACGACUUUAUUAUGGUCAAGGGUUCUAUCCCCGGUACCAGAAAGAGAAUUGUUACCUUGAGAAAGUCUUUGUACACCAACACUUCCAGAAAGGCCACUGAACCAGUGAACUUGAAAUGGAUUGAUACUGCUUCUUCCUUCGGUAAGGGUAGAUUCCAAACUCCAGCUGAAAAGCACGCCUUCAUGGGUACUUUGAAGAAGGACUUGGAAUAAAUGUUAUGUAAUAGUAGUUAGUAUUAUAAGCAUACAUUU